Molecule: messenger RNA, 401 nt
Organism: Verruconis gallopava
Lineage: Eukaryota; Fungi; Ascomycota; Dothideomycetes; Venturiales; Sympoventuriaceae
Exons: 1
Coding region: 43-363 (106 amino acids)
Source: RefSeq, a predicted model, not a curated record
GCGCAGCCGCUCUAAAAGAAACAAUUUUUAGUGAGAGCAUUGAUGUCGAGAACAAAGAUACACAAACCUUCUCUCUCUUGCUCAUUUUGCCUCUUUGAUGUGGCAUCCUGCUUCCCUAAGAUAUCGUGUUCGUGUCGAAGAAGGUACGCUUGCAGACUCCCUCAGAGCAGCAUGUGCUCGAGAAGACGGUUUCAUUAUUAUAUAUCCGUCCAAACGAUGGCUCCAGUAUUCCCAUCAUUCGCCGGCUAUAAUCGAGGCAAGCGAGGGUCUCAGUCUGGGGGCCUCAAAUGUUGUCUAGGAUGGUACGAAUGUGGGCGAUCACGGCCUUCGAAGACAACUCAACCAGGCGUUCCAGCGGCUUAAUGGAGACAGACUACCAAGUCACAGGGUUCCGAUGUUCG